AUGAACGAUCACACCUUGUGUUGCUCGGCAUCCCUCUUUGUUCAUCUUUUGUGGCGACCUCGGUGUAUUCUUCACAACACCUUAACUCCUUCACGUCUCAGUAUCAACAUCCUACCUCUCGUCUUAGUCGCGUCCCCUUCUUCCUCUCAAUCUCAAUUCAAUUUCAGAGAACAACAUCCUCAUCAUCUCAUCGAAAAUCGGUUCAAACGAAAACACAUACAUAUUCAAAAACAAAACUAUAAAGCAUACAGAAAGAAGAUGCAAGAUCAGUUUUUAUGUGAUAUGAUGAUAAAUAGUGAAAGGAAGUUAAGCCUACCGAUCAGAGAUGCUCCGAUGGCGCUUCGAAGUUGCUUAUAUCAAAACCAGAAAUCCACAGGUAUUUCGAUAUUCUCUUCUCCUUUUGCGUUUUGUGCUUUUUUGCAUGGAUGUGUUGUUGUUCUGCGAUGA
This is a messenger RNA of Vicia faba (fava bean), 447 nucleotides long. The record is from the annotation of a GenBank genome assembly. NCBI's taxonomy places the organism in Eukaryota, Viridiplantae, Streptophyta, Magnoliopsida, Fabales, Fabaceae.